GACCCGGAAGUGUCCAUGCGUUCAAAUGAGACGGAAUGCAACUACAUUUGGGAAGUACAAAAUAUGUUUUUAUGUAUUACGUUACAUCGAUUAAUGUUUUCAAUGUGACUGUUUCACUAGCGUAAACUGGACACGACACGGCCAUAUGAAAAGUAUUGCUUACUUGAGGUAUUGAUCAAUGGGUUUUUGGGCUUCUCUGUGGUUUCCUAGUGGAACUAAGAAGUCAGGGGAACUGUCCUAACACACUUGUCACUUGACAUAGCCUACUCAGUGGGGUCUUUUCUGCUCAUAGUAUAUAAUGUAUGAAGAACAACUAAUAUUCUCACAAAAUGUUUUUUGUUUUUUUUGGAAUGGCUCAUUCAACUCUUUGUUGUGGAACAAAUAGGAGUAAAAUAAUGUUUCCGAGACGGGUCCUAUUUCUGUUACACCAAUUGUUUACAUCCGCUUUGACGAGCACCCUGGCUGAAAGCAGCAAACUAUUAGUCUGCAAUGCAGCAACGUGAAGAGAAACAGUUGGAGGGCGCCGUUGAAUCGCUUACCAGCAGAGUUGCCCAUGUGAAAAAUUCCCUGCAGAGUUUUAUCUACAAGUUGGAGAAUGAAUAUGAACGACUAACAUGGCCUUCUGUGCUGGACAAUUUCGCACUCUUGUCUGGUCAGCUCAACACAAUCAAUAAGCUUUUGAAAAAUGACAAGACCCCAUCAUUUCGGAACCAGGUCAUUAUACCCCUUCUACUGUCUCCAGACCGAGACGAGGACCUCGCUAAACUGACAGAGCAGCGUGUGCCCGUGUUCAGUCAUGAGAUCGUGCCAGACCAUCUUAGAACCAAACCAGACCCUGACGUAGAGGAGCAAGAGAAACAGCUCAAUGCUGAGGCUGUCCGAAUUGGACCAGAUGCUGCACAGAAACAGAUCCAGACACUGAACAAACUUUGUUCAAAUUUACUGGAGAAGUUGAACAAUCCAAGAGAAGAUCGUGAUUCAGAGAAUGCAGCUCUGCGGCAGAACAAGCCGUCUUUCAACCCUGCGGACACCACUGCACUGGUAGCAGCAGUGGGCUUCGGGAAGAACCUGUCCAAAUGUAGACCUCCUGGACCUGUGGCCCCUGGACACCCAGGACAGGGGAACAUGAUGAGCGGCGGUCCAACCCUCCAGCAGGUCACUAUUGGCGGAGCCUCUGGCCACCAGGGAAACAUUGGGGGACCAGUGGCUUCCCAGCAGACUGGACAGCCUGGGAAAAUGCCAAGCAGCAUUAAGACGAAUAUCAAGUCUGCCUCAGCUUCAAUGCACCCAUACAACAGAUGAGAUUCACAACUUAAUGCCUUGGUGGGUGGAUGAUAGGACUGUGUUUGCUUCAUCAGAGUUGUUGUUGUUGUUACUUUGUAUCAUUCUUUGUCAUUUCUGAAUAAAUCAUUAUUGUUCUUUGAAAAAA
Messenger RNA from Alosa alosa (allis shad), 1429 nucleotides. RefSeq names its product mediator complex subunit 8 (gene med8). Gene Ontology annotation, cellular component: mediator complex; core mediator complex. Gene Ontology annotation, biological process: regulation of transcription by RNA polymerase II. The record is from RefSeq and is a predicted model, not a curated record. The coding region runs from base 490 to 1302 and encodes 270 amino acids. The transcript has 7 exons. Lineage: Eukaryota; Metazoa; Chordata; Actinopteri; Clupeiformes; Clupeidae. Gene Ontology annotation, molecular function: transcription coregulator activity; RNA polymerase II cis-regulatory region sequence-specific DNA binding.